AUGAUGAUUCUGAUUCAGUUGAAAUCUUGCAUGAGAAGCCUCCUCUGCCUAAAGUAAUGAGCCGAAAACCGCCAUUAUCAUCUUCUAUUCGCCCUUGCAAGAAAAUUAGAGCUGAAGAAGCUGAAAGGACGUCUAAUCAGAAAAAAAUGCACUCAGAUGGGAAUAAGCUAUUGUCCAUGAAAGCAGAACCGAAUCUUAUCAAGCUUGAAUCAGAAGAAACCGCGGGUAGGAGCAAUUUUUCCACUAAAAAAAGUCCAAAAUCCUUGGCUAUUAAAAAACAAAAGGAGAAACCACUGACUUGGGAUGAGAAGGACAGAGCUUUACAGAGAGUCAACACUUUCACCGCCAAAAAUCCCUAUUUCAAAAUUGUCAUGCAACCAGCAUAUGUCAAGAGCUCUUUGAAUGUACCGGCAAAUUUUGUGAAUCAGUAUUUGAAGCAGAAGAAAGAAGGAGCAGUUCUUCUGCGGGUUUCAGAUGGUAGAACUUGGCGUGUGAAGUGCAAUAGGGAAGAAGGAAAGCAGUACAAGUUCCGCCUCAAUAGAGGGUGGCCCUGUUUUGCAAAAGACAAUAACUUAGAAGUGGGUGAUGUGUGUGUUUUUGAACUCACGAACACCAUUAACAUCUCCUUCCUAGUUCAUGUUUUUGGAAAUUCUGGGAAUCCAUAUGACUGAAAAUACCAAGGUAUGACAACGUUCUUCCCCUAUGAGAUUCUGUUCUAAUGAUUCUGGCUAGUACACAUGUAACGUCAUGCAGAUUGUAACAUGUUACUUCCUCAAGCUACAUACUGAGGAGGAGGGAGAUUCUGGUCUGACGAUACAACUGGGGAAGGACAAGACUAUGGCCUGUGAAGUUUCAUUUGUCAGCUUUAUGUGAACAAUUUACAUGGCAAGUUCUCUGCAAGUAAAGACAAUGAACUUGCUUUUUGUUUGUAUAGGUUAUUUCAUGGCGAGUUCUGUGCAAGUAAACUUUUGUUGAUGAUGAUUGUGAAACUGAGGACCUGGAUCAUGUUUUAGAAAAUGUUCACUAGCUCAAUCCAUUUAGCAGCUUAUUCUCCCUAAUGCCUUUUGUCCUGACUUCUUUAACCUGCCUUAUAAACGAUGAAUGAUAGCUAAUCUUUAUGGACA
Molecule: messenger RNA, 1124 nt
Organism: Neltuma alba
Lineage: Eukaryota; Viridiplantae; Streptophyta; Magnoliopsida; Fabales; Fabaceae
Product: B3 domain-containing protein REM19-like
Exons: 3
Coding region: 57-671 (204 amino acids)
Molecular function (GO): DNA binding
Source: RefSeq, a predicted model, not a curated record